Molecule: messenger RNA, 1707 nt
Organism: Plenodomus lingam JN3
Lineage: Eukaryota; Fungi; Ascomycota; Dothideomycetes; Pleosporales; Leptosphaeriaceae
Source: RefSeq, a predicted model, not a curated record
AUGUCCGACAAGUCCACCCCUACCAGCAACUCACCUCGUCAGGCCCAUAGCCGAUCCGUUUCGGUGAGCGCAGAACCUUCUUUUGCAAACCUACGGGCCCCCACUUCCCCACGUCGACCUGAACCAUCUUCAUUGUAUCCAAAAACAUGGGAAUACAACAGAGAGCCUGUUAACAAGCUUCCUGAAGACGUCAAACCUGCCUGGGGACGCGAUGAAACCCACAACAAAGUAUCUGUCGUAGCGCCGCGGCAGGGUCAUGAGGGCUCUAGGAAUAUUAUCUCACCCAGGCUUCAACCCAGGCUUGCACGCCUAAGUCUAUCAGAGAUAAAAACAAUCACUUUCGAUCCAAUUCAGGAAACACCUCCGUCGCCUUAUCAUGAAGCGCCUCCCAAGGAAAAAUCGAGUUACGAAUAUGCAAUCAACGAUCUGUUGACCCGGACCGACCACGCUGAUCAGAGCCGUGUUACAGAGACGGACUACUAUGACCUACUGUCAAAACUGAAGGCAUCCAACAUGAUACAGCCAAUACUACCACUCCCGGAGGAUCGAAUCUCCUGCGUUGGAAGCGACAUUCCUGACGAGGAUGAAGAGGGGGACGUCCCUGAGGAUAGUAUUCCUACCUACUUGAAGAAGCAUGAUGCCUAUGAAACAAAGAUGCGCUUGAUUCAGCUCCGGACAAUUCUGAUGCGCUGUCAAGUCCUCCAAAGCGCUGUGAUUAACAUUGAGCGCAAACCAUGGAUACCAUCCGUAGAGAAUCAGGCUAACACUUACUACUCGAAGAUGCGGAAGCUUGCCUACAGGGCCCGCGAGCUUGCUGAACGUCUUGAGAGUCGCGAGUUGCAAGCCCGCUGCGAAUACUGGGCCGGCCGUGGCCAUGGUGGAACACAUGACUUCGAAUCUGCUAAGGAAUGCUUUGCUCUUGCGAUGAAUCUUGACGUGGAAAAUGGUACUUUGCCCAACGGUGAACCGAGACUGAGAGGACUGAGACCGAAUGAGAAGGAGGACGUUCGCUUCCUCUUCGGUUAUGCAUCGCAGCACGAGGAGGAGUGGCGGCGGAGAAUUAAAGAUGUACACGAAGCUGCACCAGUGCAAGUUGGGCAAAGCAACCUGCGAGAUGAAAAGUGCUUGGAUUGGAGCAACAUAUCAAAACUGGCAUGGCGCCCGGAACGCGAUCGCAUCAUGGGUCAUGUCAACUUGCCAAAGGUUGUACCCAAUCUAAAAGCCAUGAAGCCCGAAUUCAGCAACGACUCUUUCGAGCCACAACAGAUACAACUCAAAGCCAUUCAUGAUGUGGAACUGAGAAGAAGACCACUAAGCGAUGCAGAGCAGAGAUACAUAAAAAAGGAUGGCAAAAGGCAAAGCCAACGGCGAGACCAUACAACCCGAGUCGGCAUCAGACCCACCCCGAGGACAUAUUCCAUUCAAAGCCGUCGACCUGAGAUGUCCCACGCUUCUUCUCUAAGGUCUGUCAAUAGUUCGGCGUCUUACGCAAGUUUCAGGAAACCUCUACGACUACAAGACGAACUGGCAGACUUGGGGGAUUGGCAUGCCAGAACCCCAUCAUCAUCAGGAAGUUGCAAGACAUAUACACCGAAAAGUGAACUACAGCAGCGUCGAAACGUAAACCUCGAUUCGAUCGAUACUAGCGACUUUGAACAUCGCAUGAAUUUAGGGAAGGCCGUGCAUGGGGAAGAUCCAGAGGUGUAG